AUGCCCCCUAAAACUCAGAAAUAGAAAGAAGAAGAGGCAGCUCGAUUAGCAGAAGAGCAAAGGAUGAGAGAAGAAGAAGAGGAAAGAUAGAGAAAGGAAUUAGAGAAAUACAAAAUUAGUACACUCAACAAUACAAAGUAAUUCAAUAUCUUUAAUGUCAGCAUGCCUUUGCCGAUCACCAAAUAUUGCAUUGAGUAUGUAUUUCCACACUCAGAAUCUCAUAAGGCUAUGAUGGAAUAUUUGCAUAAACUCGCUGAAAUUUAUAACUGCAAAGAUCAACUACGAGAUAUUGAUUUUUAGAUAUCAGCAGAUGUGCUAAUAAAUGAUCUAAUAUUUGCCAAGUCUUUAAACAACUUAAAUGAUGAAAGUGUAUAAGUUUUGAUCAACAUAUUAUUUUUAUCAUUCACCAAUAAUAACAGUAAGUUCAGUCAGGAGAUGAGGUUUAAUAAUACUCUUCAAUAAAAGACUAAAAUUUCAGAUGCAGAAUUAUUUAAUCAUUUAUUGAAAGUGCAUGCAGAGGCAGGAUAUUUUCGAUCUAUGCAUAUAUUGCCAAUCAAAGAACAUUUCUAAAUCUAUCUAAAUCAUUUUGAUUUGAUUAACCAGGCUUUUAUAUCAGAUUAAAGAACUUUGGAACUUCAUAUGGAUUUGUAGAUGGACUUGCCCUUGUAACCAUUACCAUUAGAUGAGGCUUUGAUUUAUCGACCAUUUGAAUAAAAGGACGAAGAUGAUGGAUUAAUUGAAACAGUUGAUUAGGAAGAUCAAUAAGCUCCGCCAGAACCAACUGAUGAGGAAUUGUUAGACCCAAUAAUAAUGGAUGCAAUACAAAAGAAGCUAGAUUUAGCAAAAUAAGAGUUAGAAGAGAAACUAGUAUCAAGAUAAAAGGAUAUGGAAGAGAAAUUAAUGAGUAUGGCCACAAAGAAGAAAUGA
Paramecium tetraurelia is the source of this 927-nucleotide messenger RNA. RefSeq lists its product as uncharacterized. The transcript has 2 exons. Lineage: Eukaryota; Ciliophora; Oligohymenophorea; Peniculida; Parameciidae. The record is from RefSeq and is a predicted model, not a curated record.